AUGGCCCUUACACUCUCUCCUGCCCUUGUAUCCGAUGCCGAGCGCAUCGCCGAUAUUCAUAUGAGCGCCUUCCAGACCAAUGGCAUGCUACUUGCUCAGUUCCCAACCCCAACUGUUCGCAAGGGAUUGUGGAAAUCUCUUGUGGAAAAAGUGGUCACGGAAAUAAAUGAUCCUAAGUGGGCUGUGCUUGUUGUUCGGAAUGACAGGAACCAUGUUAUCAGCUUUGCGAAAUGGUGUUUACCCAUUCUCGAAUCGGAGAAGUACGAGGAAACACCAUGGAGAUGGCCGGAGGUGCUUAUUGCCCUCGUUAAAGAUAUACCCGUACAUGUUAACACCCGCCAGGCCUUAGUUUUAUGGCAACAGACCCUCUACACGAACGCUGUGGUGCAGCAGGUUUACUCGUUAGGUGGGGACUUGACCGCUGCAUUAAGGAGAAUGUACCAGCCGCUCUCGAGGACCCUGCGCCAGUUAAUCAAAUCGCCUGUCAGCCACACCUGCGCCGCAGUUGAGUCGGGCUGGGGGAAAGAUGGAAACAAAAGCCUGUCAAAGCGAUUUGUUAUUGGGAGGCUAUUUCAAGCUCGAAUCGUCUGCUUGUUAGCAUCCAUCGCGAACCUUGUUACCGCCAGUGGACAGAUAAUAGAGUUAAUAGGCACUUUCAAAGAUGGAGAGAAAGAGCUUGCCGACCUCGCAAAAGACAUUUCCAUAUUCCAAGAAAUCCUCAAAGGCUUUGUUCGAGGACUGAGGAGUACCCAAACAAGGAACGCAAUAUCGAAAGACUUCCUCCAAAAAGCCGUUGAAGAUGCUUCCGAAGCCAUCAAAGAACUAGAGGCUCGAAUCAUACUCCUUUCUAAGCCCGAGAGUUCCACUAGUGAUUGCCUGCAUAUCCUUAUGUCCCAAGCAAAUUAUGAGGCGCUCUUCGCUAUGGUCAACCAAAAUUCUCAGCUCCGAGAAGUCUGCGCAAAUGUAGCAGCGGAAUUGGAGAACGAAUCACUGCACGGUGAUGAUGCAGACGGCUUUCCGGAUAACUCUUUUAACUCAUUGUUUAUGAAUACCUCGGCGAAGAUGACCCAGGAUACAAAUCUCCUACCAUAUGGGAAGUUCGGUUCUCGACCUGAGAGUCUCAGUCUCUCGCAUACAAGUUCGCGAUCCUCGAUUAGCAGCUCGAUCUUCUCUUCUGGAACAAAUAGCACAUCUUCGUCCGCCCCUGAUCCCGACGAAUACAAACCAACCACGGCUCUAAUCACAACCCAGUGCAAACCGUCGACCGCAAUUCCAUCGAAUUCAUUUACCAUCCGCAAGGCAUGUCGAUAUAAUUGCUACUGUAAAUGCCAUACACGAAGCAUAGCCGUGUCUAAGGAAAAAGUCGAGUGUACUGAGCCCGAUUGCGCAGUUGCAAUAUUCUCCCCAAAACGGGUGGACCCUCCACGUUUUUUUAAGAAGGUUAUUACUCGUUUAGUAUCAUCCCAAAGUGUGAGACCCCAAUACAACUUGAGCAACUACCGAAUGGUUCCUGAAGGGUCUGAUGCAAUGCGAUAUGUCAAACAUGGAAAUUUGGAAAAAUUGAAACUCGCUAUCCAACUUGGAGAAGCCACGUUAUGGGAUACAGCUCCUGACGGAUGGUCCCUCCUUCAUACUGCUGCCUAUGCAAGAGAACUUCCAAUUGUCAAAUAUCUAUGCGAGCUUGGUGCCAACACCGAAGCUGGUGAUCUCGGUGCACGGAAGCCCGCUGAUCUUGCUAUUUUAAAGUCAUUGGGUGUAGACGCUGGCAGAGUCGAAGAAGAGAUUGUUCAGGUCUUUUCGAAAAAAGAUGACUAUAUCAGUGAUUUUGAGUUCACACCAAUUCAUAUUGCUGUUCUCGAUCUUUACGACCCUACAGACCGCGAACGCCCUUCUCUUGAAGAGCUUAUAGAGUUCGUUGACAAUGCUAACAAUGCACCACCAGGCACUGACUGGUCUUCCUGGAAAGCCAAAUAUAAGAAGAGGUCACCGCUAUUCUUAUCAGUUAUCGAGCAGUUUCGGGUUUCCUCGCUUGAAAACGCAUCCACGCAUAAGAUCAUACACAACUUGCUAGAUCAAAAGGAUAGGAAAUUUCAAUGGACGCCCUUACAUUGGGCUAGCUCGACGGGGCGGUCGGAUAAGAUGAAAAUUCUUAUUGCUAAGGGCGCGGAUCCUUUCAUGCAAUCAAACCUCAAUGCCAACAUCCUUCAUGCGGCAGUAGAGUCAAACGCACUGGAAAGCCUAUCUUAUGCGCUCGAGAUAUGCAAGCUUUACCCUGAUCAGCUUGAUAUCAACCAGGCCAAUGUUUGGGGAGAGUCGCCAUUGAUCAUGGCCGCCCAAGGUUGCCUUGUGGAUUGUGUUAAGCUACUCAUCAAUGCUGGCGCGGAUCGGAAUGUUCGACAGGAAAACGAACAAGUGGCACUCCAUUACGCCGGCCUUGCAAGCAUGAGCAAAACCAGGCGUGAAACCGUCUCGCUACUCUGUGCAGGAGAGAAUGAAUAUAGUCCCCAUAUUAAUGCUCAAGACGAGGAUGGCCGUACGCCGUUAUUUGAUUUGCUGGAUGACCGCGAAUGUGUGAAGAUACUAGUCGAACACGGCGCAAGACUCGACGUAUUGGACAACUCCGGUAAAAGCAUAUUCCAUCAUGCAUGCAUUCAGAACAUGGACCAGACGUUGAAGCUCUUACUUCGCUUGAUACCGGCGGAAUCUUCGGUCAACCCGACGCAAAAAGACGCCGUAGGGGACACUGCACUUCUGACGGCUUUACGCCACGGCAAUAUCAGAUGUGCAAUGACGCUGCUGGAGCUCGACGUGGUGGGGGACAUAGUUGGCCAAAAUGGAUGGACGGCGGUCCACCACGCGACCAAACUGGGCAACGCAGAUUUGCUGGAAGCGGUCUUGAAACAUCCGAGCUUCGUGAAGGGUAUGAAGACCGACGAUGGGAAAACGGCCCAGGAUAUCGCCAUGGAAGCGGGAACUUGGUGUGGGCGAGUAAAGGACCUUCUGAGAAAGUACAACUCUACGGUGACAUCAUUACUUUCUACGGAGACGACACAAAAUACAGCUUCUGCACCAAUUCCGUGUAUAAAACCCUAA
Arthroderma uncinatum is the source of this 3093-nucleotide messenger RNA. RefSeq names its product Ankyrin repeat protein. The record is from RefSeq and is a predicted model, not a curated record. The transcript has 8 exons. Gene Ontology annotation, molecular function: protein binding. Lineage: Eukaryota; Fungi; Ascomycota; Eurotiomycetes; Onygenales; Arthrodermataceae. Bases 1 to 3093 code for a protein of 1030 amino acids.